AAUCGGUAAUCGAAUUUGAAUCAGAUUACAGUAGCACACCAGCCGCAGAGCAAAACAAACACGGCCUUGCAAUACAGCAAGACGAACUAAAGGCUUUGUGGGAAAAGACCAAAGUAGCUUAUGACGCGAUCAUAAAUAAUGAAGGAAUUUCUAAAGAUGACAUUAAAGCAAUUAGACGGAAACAUAAGGGCUCGUUUUCCAGCUAUGUCAAAUGCAUGUCGGCAAUGGCUAGUCAGUCUGACACGCUUGUAAACGCAGAGAAGGAUGUACAAGAUCAGUCGGUUCGUGAACACAAUAUUCACCUCCCUCCGUGUGACACAGAUGUGUUCAAGGGCGACUAUCUGUCAAGGCCAGCGUUCCGUGACAUGUUCACAGCCAUAUACAUCCUCAACAAGCGACUCACCCCUGUUGAGAAACUAUUUCACCUGAAUCAGAAGACUCAAGGGGAAGCCAAAGACAUAGUAAGAAAAUGUCCACUCACCAAUGAAGGUUUUCAAACGGCCUGGAAUAACCUGUAUAGUGAGUGUGGUAGCUCACUGAAGAAGUUGCAGCGCGAUAUAAAUAAUUGCUUAUCAGCCCUCAAGAGCCACAACAUUGACAUAUCGAAUUGGGAUACAAUUAUUGUAUAUCUUUGCUCAACUAAACUUCCCGACUGUACGCUGGCUCUAUGGGAACAAACCAUAGACCAUAAGAAAGAUUUACCAAAGUGGGAAGACUUGGACAAGUUCCUAUCGAAUAGGUUUCAAACCUUGGAAACCAUGUCAGGCAUAAAAGGCACAAAGUCUGUAAAAGCGUCAAAGCCGCAAAACACCAGACAUCCCUCAGAAGCCCCCACAAAAAGACUUGGCGCGUUCCAAACAAACGUAACCAAGUACACAUGUAAAAUGUGCCAAACAAAUGAACACAAAUUACGCCGCUGUUCCCAUUUCCUAAAGCUAACGCCAACUGAAAGGAUAGAGUUUUUAAAGAGCAACAAUGCUUGCCUGAAUUGUCUGAGUUCUGGACAUACUGUAUCAAGAUGCACAAGCCCUUUCAAUUGCGGCACGUGUCACUCGCGACAUCAUACGCUCCUUCACACCCAGACAAUUCCGCCAAAGGCAACACUGCCUCAAACGCCACCGAGCUCUGCCAAAGAUGUUGCCUCAACCUCGAAACAAGCUGCAGCAAGGCGUAACUUCAAUAAAACUAACUCCGGAACGGCUCGUGUAAAUAUACAUCUCAAUGGUACAGAUUUUUCAGCACGAGCACUCAUUGAUUCUGGUUCUGAGUGUUCCUUUAUAACAGAACGACUCAAACGCAGAAUCAACCUGCCAUCUAAGAAUAUGUAUGCCAAAGUUUCAGGCAUCACGAAUUCAACUUCUGCUCAGGUCAAGGAGGCAUGCAACAUAGAACUACGGUCCCCUGUUGACCUACUGUUUAGCCUACAUGCAACAGUGCUCGUGCUGACAAAAUUAACUGGAAAUCUUCCAUCCUACCAUAUCAGCGCUAUGACUAUGCAGGCAUUUCCAGAUUUGAUUUUAGCAGAUAAAAGGUUCUACGUUAACGAAGAAGUAGACCUAGUACUUGGCGGAGACAUUUAUCCCCAAAUUAUUUUGUGCGGCUUGAAGAAAAAUGUUCUCAGUACACUUCUUGCCCAAGAAACCGUGUUCGGUUGGAUUUUAACCGGUUGCACAGAAGCACCAAAUCCAACAAACAACAUAGUUUCUUAUCAUAGCGAAGUUGCCUUGGAUAAACAACUAACAGCUUUCUGGGAACUAGAAGAUAUACCGAAAAACAAAAAUUUAAACGAAGACGACAA
Messenger RNA from Rhagoletis pomonella (apple maggot), 1798 nucleotides. RefSeq lists its product as uncharacterized. The transcript has 3 exons. NCBI's taxonomy places the organism in Eukaryota, Metazoa, Arthropoda, Insecta, Diptera, Tephritidae. The record is from RefSeq and is a predicted model, not a curated record. The annotation marks the transcript as partial.